Gaeumannomyces tritici R3-111a-1 is the source of this 1585-nucleotide messenger RNA. Its product is annotated as Hrf1 domain-containing protein. Gene Ontology annotation, biological process: endoplasmic reticulum to Golgi vesicle-mediated transport. The record is from RefSeq and is a predicted model, not a curated record. Bases 252 to 1229 code for a protein of 325 amino acids. Lineage: Eukaryota; Fungi; Ascomycota; Sordariomycetes; Magnaporthales; Magnaporthaceae. Gene Ontology annotation, cellular component: COPII-coated ER to Golgi transport vesicle; Golgi membrane; endoplasmic reticulum membrane. The transcript is spliced from 3 exons.
CUCAGACCCGUCCCUGUAAGCUCUGGAAGGAACAGCUUGCGCCCGCCACCAAACAACCACCAUCCAAGGCUUGAGAGACGGGAGAAGCAGAAGCUCUAUCUGCCAACUCCUAAACGACAGCCAUCCCAUAUCGCUCCUCUCCUCCCGGCCGUCUAUCUCCUGGAAUUGCGAUCAACCGCCGCUACUUGACCUCGAGACCAACGCGAUCCAAAUACACGCCCUCACGCCCUCAGAUACCCACACACCCAACGAUGCAGCGGCCACAGGCUUACGGGCAGUCGCCCCCUCUACACCACCCGGUGCCCCAGCAUGUCUCGACUGUGCCGCAGCUCAGGUCACCGCCGCCGCCCGCGGGCUCGUCGGCGUCACAGCACGGCAGUUACGGCAGCAGCCCAUACCCCCAACAACAGCAGCAGGGAGGGGGCGCCGGCCCGCAAAACAUGUUUGGCCAGUACGGCCAGUUCAUGAACGACCCGGCCGCGCACAUGGCGGCGCAGCUCGGCUCGACGGCCUUCAAGCAGGGCCAGGAGCUGAUUGACCAAAACAUAAACCGAUACUUCAACGUGCUCGCGCUCAAACACUACUUCAACGUCACCAACUCGUACGUAAUAAACAAGCUGUACCUCGUCCUCUUCCCCUGGAGGCACAAGCCGUGGUCGCGCAAGCAGGCCAUGGGCCCCGGCGGUCAGGAGGGCUGGUACCUGCCGCCGCGCGACGACGUCAACAGCCCGGACAUGUACAUCCCCGUCAUGUCGCUCGUCACCUACAUCCUCCUCUCGACGGCGCUCGCCGGGCUGCGCGGCCAGUUCCAGCCCGAGCUCCUGGGCGCCACGGCCGGCACGGCGCUGAUCGUGGUUGCGGUCGAGAUCAUGAUCCUGAAGCUGGGGUGCUACAUCAUGAACAUUUCCAACAACUCACAGCUGCUGGAUUUGGUCGCCUACUCGGGCUACAAGUUUGUCGGCGUCAUCGUCACGGUCGCCAUCGCCGAGAUUGUGAAUGCCGGCAAGGGCACAGGCGGCUGGACCGGGUGGGGUGUCUUUCUCUACACGUUCCUGGCGAACUCGCUGUUCCUGAUGAGAUCACUCAAGUACGUUCUCCUUCCCGAGAAUUCGGGCGACAACAGGGUGCAGAUCGAUACGCGGGCCAAGAGGAACCAGCGCACGCAGUUUCUGUUCUUUUACUCUUACGGCCUCCAGUUCCUCUUUAUGUGCAUUCUGUCAAGAACUUGAGAGGGAGGGGUACAUGGGAACUUGGGUCGAGGAACUCUUUUUUGGACAGACAAGAGCGAGGGUGUGUGGGCGGCUCAAGAGAUCGAGUCGCGGUCAUGGAUCCAAGCAUCAGCAGCCCAUGCUAGAGGCUGCUUGUAUGAUGUGGGGGCAUGUUUUCCACGCGGCUACCCCUAUCUGUAGGAGGGGUUUCUGCCAAACGGUCUGGUAAAUAUGUCGGGGGCUUUCAAAGUACUGUAGUGGAUUGGGAGCGAUACUGGGCGGCGCCUUGUUAUACAAUACCUUUUUUUUUCUCUGGAAUCAAACAUUGAAGGCCAAUCAAGCGUCGGUAUCCUGGUACUGCUGGAGAUGUCCGCUGC